AAAACAACAGCAACCAAACAUGUCACCGCAGUUAAUGAACUGAAUUUUCGAAGGAAGCAGAGGAAAGAGACCACAGCUUUCUGCCUCUAAUUAUCCUGUUUGUGCACCAGAAAAAAGUGGGUUCUAGCCCACUCAAGUUGCAACAGUGCUCUACCGGGACUGCCUCACUUCAUUGGAUUCUGGAUUUUGCUUUGGAGACAGCAACACAAUUUGCCUGACAAGCCAAUGUGGAAAGACCUGCUGGAGGAUCGCUGCUCCUACCAGUCACUCUAAACAAGUGUGUCUGAGAACCUACCCACCGAGGAGUUCUGCAAUGCUCACAGCCGUCUGUGGUUCUCUUGGCAACCAGUGUUCGGAGACACCCCGUUCCUCUCCAACCCACGUAGAGCUGCAGCCUCUGCAGACCUUCCAGCCCCACACCAGCCCAGAUAGCGGGGGAGAUUUCCCGUCCCCUCUGCAACCCACGGAGCUUCAGCACCUGCCUUUGGCUGGGCCCGACGCAGAGUAUUCUAGCAAUGCUGGUUACGAGCUGCAUGGGGCUUCAAGGUUAGACCUGGACAGCGAAAGCCAGCUGGCCCCUGGCCCGUACUCUAAGCUCCUACAGGCAGCUCCAGAUAUGGCUCACCACUAUGAACCUUGGUUCAGGCCUACCCAUCCGAGCAGCGGCGCUGACGAUGGCGGCAUCAAUCCAUGGUGGGAUCUCCAUGCCGGAUCCAGCUGGAUGGAGCUUCAGAGUGGUCUCCAGCCGCCAGGCCACACAGGCGGACUUCAGCCAGGGCUGGGUGGCUAUGGCACGGCAGAACAUCAGCUCUGUGGCCCACCUCACCACCUGUUGCCUUCAGGGCCACACUUCAUGGGCCAGGAAGUGAUCAAGUCCCUGGAUUCUACUCAGGAGCCCCACCCGAUGGAGCAGGCUGGGGAUGGUAGCGGUAGGCCAAAGAGCUCGAGGCGCUCAGUAACCCGGAGUUCUGGCCAAACCGCCUGCCGGUGCCCUAAUUGCCAGGAGGCUGAAAGGGUGGGCCAGUGCCCUGACAACUCCAAGAAGAAGCACCUCCACAACUGCCACAUCCCUGGCUGUGGCAAGGCCUAUGCCAAGACAUCCCACCUGAAGGCCCACCUGAGGUGGCACAGUGGCGACCGCCCCUUUGUCUGCAAUUGGCUGUUUUGUGGGAAGCGCUUCACCCGCUCUGAUGAGCUGCAGAGGCACCUUCAGACCCACACGGGAACCAAAAAAUUCACCUGCCCUGUUUGCAACCGGGUCUUCAUGAGAAGUGACCACUUGAGCAAGCACAUGAAGACGCAUGAAGGCGCUAAGGAGGAAGGAGAAGGAGAGGCCAAAGCUGGGACAGAGCCUGCCGCAAAAGUCAAACGGGAACCUGACGGAAGCUCUUCGAGUGCUGCUUCCCAACCCAACUGAGUCUUUCUUCCUCGCCGAGGAUGUCCCCUCUCCAUCUCUCCACAACGGUGCCUCCUGGCCUACUGACUUGUCCUCCUUGCUCAAGGCUCUGGGAUCACACGACACCCUCUAAGCCUGAACUUUAUUCUGUCCUUGGAAGGAGAAGUUAUUUAUUCCCUAGGAGGAAAGGACGAUGUUGUUGGGACACACUGGGAAGGGCCACGCCCUUGAGCAGCUUUCGGCUGGGUGUGUUGAAUAUGUGUUUGGGGAGUAUGGGAGGGAUAUUUUUGAAGGAUGGUCUUUGAGGUGGGUUGGGCUAAGUGGAAUCUUCGGGGCAGAUAUAAAUGGAGGGAUAUGGGCCUUACCUGUCUCCAUCUUGAAUGAUGGGUUUCUUGUCUCUAUUAUACACAGGGAACACACAAGUGUGUUAACAGUUAUGGUGGAAUGACAUUCUUUAGUUUAAGCUUGUAGAGAUUUAGGGGGUUGGAUCCACUAUUCAACUCCCACCCACCCCAGGUCUCUGAUUUAGUAGGUAACAAGGCUACCCUAGUUUUGUAGGCAAAAUAGCUACCACACCUCCAUUUCUUUUUUUGGAAGGAUAAUGGGCAGAAUUGUUGGCUUGUGUCUUAGAUUGCUACCUUGCUCUGUUCCCAAAGCCUCUAAGGCCCUCAACCUUAUCCUUAACUAUGGGUGUUUUCACAAGUGGCUCUGAAAGUACAUUUUAGUUCCCCUUGUGGUACUUUAUAGCCCUUGUAACCUAAUAAAUCAUGCACUACAGAUUUAUUUUAAAUUUUUCUUAAGGACCAGGCUGAAAUGUGAGUUUAUACGCAUAUUCAGCACUUUCUUUAAAUCACCUGUGAAAGGAUAUAGUCUCCAAAACUGUGUUUAUACCCUUAACUAGCUUCCAGGCUCUCUCCCAAUAGACAUUCCUGAUCUUAAAAUGCUAGGAGCAGGAGACUGCUCCUGUAAUGUGAAUCUUCCUAAGGUGUUUGUAACAUCACAGGAGUGUGAUAAAUAUUUAAAAACAAUCUCUUAAGGAGUUGCAAAAUCCAAAUUGAACGCAGACAUAUCAGCUGCUUCCAUACUAGGUGUUUAGUGUGGAAUAAUGCCCUGUUCAUUCACAUUUGGGGUGUGUGUGUCCAAUACAGCAUUGUUAUCCAUUUAUAAUCUUCCCUGUGUUUCUUCUGUCUUUUCUUACCGUAGAAAAUCUAUCAUUUUCUUAGAAGGACAGAAGACUGUAGAUGCCCUUAGAAUUACCCUUCCAUCUUUUUUAGAAGUGUUGUGUCGACAUGGACAGUGAUGUAUCCAGCAGGUGAACAAGUCUGGGUUUGAUAACCCUUUUUAAGUGAGCUGUUAAUUAGUGAAAAUACACACACACACACACACACAC
Lacerta agilis (Sand lizard) is the source of this 2786-nucleotide messenger RNA. It is a transcript of the gene SP6, whose product is annotated as Sp6 transcription factor. The coding region runs from base 314 to 1417 and encodes 367 amino acids. The transcript has 3 exons. Lineage: Eukaryota; Metazoa; Chordata; Lepidosauria; Squamata; Lacertidae. Gene Ontology annotation, biological process: regulation of transcription by RNA polymerase II. Gene Ontology annotation, molecular function: RNA polymerase II cis-regulatory region sequence-specific DNA binding; DNA-binding transcription factor activity, RNA polymerase II-specific. The record is from RefSeq and is a predicted model, not a curated record.